UGAAUUUAAAAACGUUGCGUUUAAAACUCCGCGUCGCAUUCUUAUGUGAUCGAUGCGUUACCGCUGAGAAGAGGAACGAUGGAAGAUUCGAAACAACAACAGCAGCAGCAGCAGCGAAAGAAGAACUACCGAAAGCGAAGUGCUUCAAACGAAGAACACCAAUUCCCACAGUCGCAAAACAAUGAAUCCGACGACGAACGAGAAAGAAGAAUGGCAUUGGAAGAGAUUAAGCUUCUCCAGAAGCAGAGGGAAAGGAAAUCGGGAAUUCCAGCAAACCCUAGUUUGCUAGUGCAGACUGGAAUUACCGGUGGUUUAGCCGCGAAAGCCUCCGACAAGAACGACGGCGACGGUGGUGACAAGGACGAGCUCGUUCUUCAAGACACCUUCGCUCAAGAGACCGCUGUUAUGGUCGAAGACCCCAAUAUGGUCAAGUAUAUUGAGCACGAGUUAGCGAAGAAGAGGGGUAGGACAAUUGAUGCCGCAGAUCAAGUUGAAAAUGAGUUGAAACGUGCUGAGGAUGAACUGUACAAGAUCCCUGAGCAUCUUAAAGUAAAAAGGCGAAAUUCAGAAGAAAGCUCUACUCAGUGGACUACUGGUAUUGCUGAGGUUCAGCUUCCAAUCGAAUAUAAAUUAAAAAAUAUUGAAGAAACAGAGGCUGCUAAGAAGCUUCUACAGGAAAAGAAGCUUUUGGGUCGGACAAAAUCGGAUUUCAGCAUUCCAUCAAGUUAUAGUGCUGACUAUUUCCAGCGUGGCCGGGAUUAUGCUGAAAAACUUAGAAGAGAACAUCCAGAGUUGUACAAAGAUAGAAGUGUACAGGAUGACAGUUCUGGAUCCAAACAAAAUGAUUCCAGCACUGAUGCAGCUGGAGCAGUAAGGAGGCAGGCUGCAACAGAUGAAUUCAUGUUAGAGCGCUUCAGGAAACGAGAACGUCACCGUGUAAUGCGAAGAUGACAUGAAGGCUAUACUUUCUGGCAUAUUUUACAAACAUACCAUCAAGGAUUGGUAGAACCCCAACUUCUGUUGAAUGGCAUGCCAUUGAUUUGCACCAAUUUCUUCAGUGUUAAAAUUGCAGCAGAAGAUCGUACAGCUGCUCCAGCGUUAAUUUUUGUUGGUUGUCGUUUCUUUUUCAGAAAAACUGUUAAGUAACAAGAAUGUAUUAUUUUAGCCACUGCCAGCAUCAAGUCUGACUAUUAAGUGGCCUAUGAUAAGAAGCAACUAGAGAAUUGUGAUACUUGGCACAUCUUUUUGGUUGGACAUCGGUAACUUGUUGUUAGCCUGUAAGUAUGAACAAUUUUGGCAAUGGCCAAAGUGGUGAUGCUGCUAUCAGGUUCCUUGUAGGCCGAUCUGCAUGUAUUAUAAUGAAACCUAAAAGUAUUUUUUUUUUCCC
Molecule: messenger RNA, 1387 nt
Organism: Abrus precatorius (Indian licorice)
Lineage: Eukaryota; Viridiplantae; Streptophyta; Magnoliopsida; Fabales; Fabaceae
Product: protein COP1 SUPPRESSOR 2
Exons: 6
Coding region: 79-951 (290 amino acids)
Biological process (GO): mRNA splicing, via spliceosome
Cellular component (GO): spliceosomal complex
Source: RefSeq, a predicted model, not a curated record